This is a messenger RNA of Cucumis melo (muskmelon), 1179 nucleotides long. Its product is annotated as (+)-neomenthol dehydrogenase. Gene Ontology annotation, cellular component: membrane. The record is from RefSeq and is a predicted model, not a curated record. The transcript has 4 exons. NCBI's taxonomy places the organism in Eukaryota, Viridiplantae, Streptophyta, Magnoliopsida, Cucurbitales, Cucurbitaceae. Bases 147 to 1043 code for a protein of 298 amino acids.
UUGUUCUUCAGUUUCCCACUUGGCUUCUCCUCAUUCCCCUAUCUCUCUAUAUAUUCCUCCCUUCUUCUUCUUCUUCUUUUUCUUCUCCUUCUUAUUCACUUCCUCAAUCCCCAUGCCCUUUUCUUUAUUCCCUCAUUUCUUCUUCCAUGGAUUCCAAAGAAUUUGACCUCUCUUCUUCCCUCUCCUCCCACAGGUGGUGGUCGAAGAACACGGUCGCGAUCGUCACCGGAGCGAAUAAGGGCAUAGGAUUUGCCCUAGUUAGGAAAUUAGCGCAAUCGGAACUCACUGUCGUAUUAACGGCUAGAGAUGAAGUAAGAGGAUUAAAAGCCGUUGAAACGCUGCGAAAUGAAGGACUAGGCCAUGUCUUGUUCCGCCGUCUUGAUGUUUCCGAUCCCGACUCCAUUGUUGCCUUCGCCGCCUGGUUCGCUUCCAAUUUUCAAGCUCUCGACAUUCUUGUAAACAAUGCAGCAGUGUCAUUCAAUGACAUAUACGAGAACUCAGUUGAAAACGCAGAAACAGUAAUGAAAACAAAUUUUUACGGCCCAAAACUACUGAUCGAAGCUCUAUUUCCUUACUUCCGCUCUUCUUCUUCCAAAACCCGAAUUCUAAAUAUCACCUCAAGGCUGGGAACCGUAGAUAAAGUAAGGAACAUAAAAGUGAAAGAGAUUCUAGAGAGUGAAGAUGUGAGUGAGGAAGACAUUGAGGGUGUAGUGAAUGCAUUUCUGGAGGACGUGAAGACAGGGACGUGGAAGAAGGCAGGCUGGCCGGCACUAUGGACGGAAUAUGCCGUAUCGAAGCUGGCGUUGAACACUUACACAAGAGUUUUGGCGAAGCGAUACGGUGCGUAUGGGAGUGUGAGUGUGAAUAGUUUUUGCCCUGGCUUCACACAGACGUCGAUGACGGGUGGGAAAGGAACACAUACAGCUGAUGCCGCCGCACUCGUUGGUUGUAGACUCGCUUUGUUGCCGUCUCACCGGUUACCUACGGGCCAAUUCUUCUUCUGGGGGCCUAACUAUACUAUACCCAGAAAGUCUAAAUUAUAGAUCAGAACAUACUCUUCAUCUUUGUUGUUUGUUGUUUUAAUACUGCUAUACAUUAAUUAUUAUAUAUUCUUGAAUUUUCAUAAACAUAACGGUUCAAAAUUACUAUCGGAAUAGAAUUUUUUUAUAUAGUUGCAAA